This is a messenger RNA of Fragaria vesca subsp. vesca, 1380 nucleotides long. Its product is annotated as glycerol-3-phosphate dehydrogenase [NAD(+)]-like. Gene Ontology annotation, cellular component: glycerol-3-phosphate dehydrogenase (FAD) complex; cytosol. The record is from RefSeq and is a predicted model, not a curated record. Gene Ontology annotation, molecular function: glycerol-3-phosphate dehydrogenase [NAD(P)+] activity; NAD binding; protein homodimerization activity. Bases 34 to 1269 code for a protein of 411 amino acids. Gene Ontology annotation, biological process: carbohydrate metabolic process; glycerol-3-phosphate catabolic process. Lineage: Eukaryota; Viridiplantae; Streptophyta; Magnoliopsida; Rosales; Rosaceae. The transcript is spliced from 11 exons.
ACACAACGACGCAUCGUAUGUACCGAAACGUGUAUGGCAUCUCCGCCCCGACGAGUGUCUUCUCCUCUCUUAUAUUCUCUCCCUUCUCUCCUCUUCCACGCAUCACCCAUUUACCCUUCUUCAUUCUUCUCUCGCUUUCUCUCCUCUUCUUCUUCAAUGGCUCCACAAGAAGCAGCAGCAGCAGCUAGUGUGACCCAGAAGACUGAUGAGGCUGCUCCUCGCAAGAACAGGGUCACAGUUGUGGGCAGUGGCAACUGGGGCAGUGUGGCUGCUAAGCUCAUUGCCUCCAACACCAUUAGGCUUCCUUCUUUUCAUGAUGAGGUGAGAAUGUGGGUGUUUGAGGAGACAUUGCCAAGUGGUGAGAAGCUCACAGAUGCCAUCAACACAAGAAAUGAAAAUGUAAAAUAUCUGCCUGGCAUAAAACUUGGGAAAAAUGUCGUUGCAGACCCAGACCUUGUCAAUGCAGUGACUGGUGCAAACAUGUUGGUGUUUGUUACUCCACAUCAAUUUAUGGAGGGUAUAUGCAAAAGACUAGCAGGGAAGAUAAGCGGGGAUGUGGAGGCUAUUUCCCUUAUUAAAGGAAUGGAGGUCAAGAUGGAAGGCCCAUGCAUGAUCUCUAAACUGAUCACUGACCAAUUGGGUGUAAAUUCUUGUGUUCUAAUGGGAGCAAACAUAGCUAAUGAGAUUGCUUUGGAGAAAUUCAGUGAAGCCACAGUUGGAUACAGAGAAAACAAAGAGAUUGCAGAGAAAUGGGUUCAACUAUUUAGUACCUCCUACUUCAUAGUCUCACCUGUCCAAGAUGUGGAAGGUGUAGAACUGUGUGGUACCCUGAAAAAUGUUGUGGCCAUAGCUGCAGGUUUCGUGGAUGGCUUGGACAUGGGAAAUAAUACAAAGGCUGCAAUUAUGAGAAUUGGUCUAAGAGAGAUGAAGGCAUUUUCCAAAAUGUUGUUUUCAUCUGUCAAGGACAGCACCUUCUUUGAAAGCUGCGGUGUUGCUGAUCUCAUCACAACAUGCUUGGGAGGAAGAAACAGGAAGGUUGCAGAAGCUUUCGCAAAGAGUGGAGGGAAAAGAUCGUUUGAUGAGCUUGAAGCAGAAAUGCUACAGGGUCAAAAAUUACAGGGUGUGUCAACAGCAAAAGAGGUAUAUGAAGUUUUAAGCCACCGUGGGUGGUUACAGUUUUUCCCGCUUUUUGCAACAGUUCACGAGAUCUGCAUUGGCACACUUCCUCCAUCAGCCAUAGUGGAACACAGUGAGCGCACACCUAAAUAGCUGGUUUCCUCCACAAUCACUGGGCAUUCUUCAGGGUCUAAAUGAAAGUAUUCGUAAGUGAUGUUUCGUACACGAAAACUAGGAGAGGACUAGGUAAAACUUUGGAAUGUU